Messenger RNA from Nematolebias whitei (Rio pearlfish), 2571 nucleotides. Its product is annotated as interleukin-6 receptor subunit beta-like. Bases 1 to 2496 code for a protein of 831 amino acids. Gene Ontology annotation, molecular function: protein binding. NCBI's taxonomy places the organism in Eukaryota, Metazoa, Chordata, Actinopteri, Cyprinodontiformes, Rivulidae. The transcript is spliced from 17 exons. The record is from RefSeq and is a predicted model, not a curated record.
AUGAGUACAACCUUUGCUUCAGUUCCUGUUAGUUGCACAGAAAAUGCGCUGCAGCCUGAGAUUUUUCUAUUUUCUCUCAUUUUCUUCAAAUCAAGACUUUCUGUGAGGUCUGGAUCAGCGGAGGAGAGAAUGUCUGCCCUGGAAGUUAUAUUUCUUGUGACUGCAGUCCUCUCUGUCUGUAAAGGCCAGCGUUACAACAUCUGCAAUGUCGAACCCAAAGACGUGCACAUCGAAGUGGGUUCCAGUGUCAAGAUAAUGUGCCAGUCUUCAUGUGUGAGCGGAAAAAUCCUUUGGACCCUGAACAACAAGCCCGUCAGUGAACUUUUGUCGACCCGUAUUAACUCAACGCACACCGAGUUGUCACUGAAGAACGUCACCGACUCGAGUGCAACGCUGGAGUGUCACAGCUCACGUACGCAUCAAGUACUCGGUGGCACCACCAUCAAAACCUUCUCAAGGCCCAACAAUGUAUCGUGUGUGUUGCAUUAUAAAAACCAAGAGUCAGUUGGUGUCCCCGAGCUCUUCACCUGCAGAUGGGAUCAUCUUACAAGUCCUUCAAAAAAAAUAAACUACACCGUACUUAUGGGUACAUCUUCAAAAACGCCUUCGCUGACUGAAAUUUGCAUCUCACGAGUAACGAACUGCACGUACAAAGAUAUCAGUCUAUCUGGACAUUUAAGCCUUUUUGAUAACCACAUUGUUAUUGUCAGAGCUAGAACAGCCGCAUGGAAGGCGGACUCCGAUCCUUUUGAAUUUGACCCUGAACACAUAAUAAAGGUUAACCCCCCAAUGGUAAAGGUGACUCCCUCCUCAGAUCAUCUGGAAGUUACGUGGCGAAGACCGUGCAGUGAUGCGUACAUGUGCUUCUGUCAAGUCAAAUACUACAAGGCAUCAUUGCCAAAUGAUGAAACCCCAAAGAUGGUUUCCACAACUAAUCGGAGCAUCAGUAUCAAAGAAGUGGCAUCGUGCGUUAUCUACAAUAUUUCAGUCCGGUGCGCCCAGGAACUGGGUCUUUGGAGCGAUUGGAGCCCGGACAAAACUAUUCAGACCAAACUAAACAAGCGUCACGUCAGGCUGCACCUGUGGAGAAAAGUGGCUGCAGAAAGGCAAAAUGGAAAAAGAAAAGUUCAUCUCAUGUGGACGGGCAUUCCUUCAAUGUGUGAAGAGCCUUUUUCCUACACCAUUAAACAGACUUCCUACACAAAGCACAGCAUCAUGGGAAAUUAUACGCAUACAUCAUGUGGCAGCUCAACUUGUGACAUUGAAGUGGACCAACGUGCACACAGAUUCUACCUCACAGUUUCCAGCAAUGAAGGCCUGCUUGCAGAGAAGUCUGUUUAUGUUCCAAAUGUUGAAGAGAGCCUUCCACAAAUUAAUGACAUCCAAGCCUUAACACACGAGGGCAUUACGAAGGUCAGCUGGACGGCGCCUGUUCAGCCUGUCAGUGGUUACGUAAUUGACUGGACCCAUAAUGGAGAUCAGUACGAUUGGAAGAAGAGCACAUUCGCUAAUGCAACUCUGUUUGACUUAUUGAACAGAACGCAGUAUAAUAUCACUGUGACUCCCCUCCUCAAUGACAGAACCGGUCGAAGCACACAAGCUCUUCAGAUAUGCUCCAGCCUGGGAGUUCCAGAGAAUGUUGCUAUCAGAGAUGUGCAAACGUACGACACAAGUGCCUUUGUGGAAUGGGACACAAAGCCCCAGCACACGUGCAGCGCUGUUGUUACCUUCACAGUUUUCUAUGAGCUGCAUGAAGGAUCACUGCUCAAUAUUACUGUAGAUGGAAAAAGCCACAACAUCAUUUUAAAGGAUCUGAAGCCAGAGACACAGUAUAGUGUCUUUGUUGAGGCCAAAGGUCACGAUGGGACUACCAUGAGCAAAAAAAGUUUUUUUACCACCAAGAAAAAUGAUCCCAGACUCAUUAAGGUUCUGAGUGUGUGUGGAAGCAUCCUGUGUCUUCUCGUGUUGUUUCUGGGGCUAUGCUGCGCCAUUCAGUGGAGGAAGUUUAAGGAAAAGCCUGUGCCAAAUCCAGGUCUCAGUUCUGUGGCCAAGUGGCUGUCGCAAAAUCAUCAAAAGAAGUUGUGGUUGUUCCAGCCAUUCACUCAUCACUCUGAAACCAUCUGUGACCAGGUCCACACGGAGGAAAUUCAAAGUGAAAACACACUUUCAAUCACUCCCAAUCGUUACGCUAACAAAGCCAGUGACCACACAGAUGAUUAUUGCAACCCGUCCGCCACUUUGACUUCAAAUGCAUCGGAUGACAAUGCAUUCGAUUCUACAGAGACACAGCUCCUGUCUUCUCCAGGAGAAUCCAUUUCAUCCUUGUCCACAGAGAGCAGCUCCAUGAAUCCAUAUCGAAGCCAGAGCUCAGUGGAAACCUCAAUGCCAAGAACUAAAAAACAGAGUCAGGUCGAUUCAGUCAGACCGCACGCAAAGACAUCGCCAAAGAGUGUAUAUGUCAGUUUAAACAUGUUGGAACAAGGUAAUGUUAGGUGAAAACAAAGCACAGGAUGAGUCAUACCGCUCUGAAGAUGGGGCUGUUUCUAUGACAGCAGGCAGACUGAUUGGAAA